GAUUACUGGCCUGGACAGUCGUUGGGGGGAGUGGUAUUGUUGCUUGUGUUCGGGUAAUGGAGCAGGCAGGAAUGCCGAAAGUGGCGAAUUUGCAGGAUUUAAUUCGGGCUUUGCAUCAAAUUUUUGAGAAUGACAAGAUUGAUGUGGAUGAGGUGCGGGACAUGCUGGAAUCCUACAAAAGUGACCGUUCCGAAUGGUUGAAAUACGCGAAGUUUGACAAGUACAGAUACACAAGGAAUCUAGUUGAUGAAGGAAAUGGCAAGUUUAAUCUGAUGAUACUAUGCUGGGGUGAAGGCCAUGGAAGCAGUAUCCAUGAUCAUGCUGAUUCCCACUGCUUCUUAAAACUGCUUCAGGGACAGUUGAAGGAAACACUCUUUCACUGGCCUGAUGGCAGGGGAAAAGAACUAAACAAGAAGUUUGAGACCAUUCUACAAGAAAAUCAGUGUACCUACAUCAAUGAUUCACUUGGGGUGCACAGAGUUGAAAAUGUGAGUCACACUGAGGUGGCAGUCAGCCUUCACUUGUACAGUCCACCCUUUGACUCCUGCAACUGCUUUGAUCAAAGAACUGGGCACAAAAAGAAAGUGAGCGUUACUUUUACCAGCAAAUAUGGGGAGAUCAUUCCUCCUACAGAGACUGUUACUCAAGAAAACAACUGAUCAAUUUGUUAGACCAGCACGCCUGCUCAGUGAAUUUCAUGAAAAUGCACAUGUACUGCAACAUUACAUGUGAACCUGUCGGUGACCUCUUUUGCUUCUACAUUUAUAAACGAGAGGAAGAAAAUUAUUAUAGCCUUGCCUGUGCUGCAAUGUUGAAUGGUUGAUCUUUACACUAUAAUCUGAUUUAAGCAAACUCAUUUUUUUUAGAAAGUCUUUGUAAUCACUGUUUUGGCUUGGGAUAGUAGAGUACAUGUUAAUGAAACUCUCUUUAGCAAUCAUCUUGCAUGCUUGUAACAAUGUUUGUUUGCCAAUGUGUCAUGAAGUUAAUUUUUCUAUUUUUUUAAUACUAAUGGAAUUUCCUGACAUUUGGAACACCUUCUAAAAUAAAAUGACAGUUUUUGUUCUUUCUCUUGGCAUUUGGAGAAUGUUGGCUAACACUUUGUAAUGUGGUAGAAUUAUGCAAUAGCAUCCUGCAAGGAAACAGCUGUAAAUGUAUUAAUUUUUAAUUGCAGAUCUGUUGGCUUGAAGCUUUGAUCAUUUCACUUGAUAUUGUCUGAAGUAACUUGUGUAUAUUUUGAAAAAGCAUACAUUUUAUUAAUGUGUCAAUUGUUUAAUAAACUCUAAGCUUUGAAA
Molecule: messenger RNA, 1292 nt
Organism: Rhincodon typus (whale shark)
Lineage: Eukaryota; Metazoa; Chordata; Chondrichthyes; Orectolobiformes; Rhincodontidae
Gene: cdo1
Product: cysteine dioxygenase, type I
Exons: 5
Coding region: 57-659 (200 amino acids)
Biological process (GO): L-cysteine catabolic process
Molecular function (GO): cysteine dioxygenase activity; ferrous iron binding
Source: RefSeq, a predicted model, not a curated record